UAGUUGGUCGCCCCGACCGUGAACGUGAAGCAGCGAAGCGUCCCGGCAAAGGCACCCGGUGGCCGCGUCCAGCGCCUACCGUUUCCGGGGGGGCUCCUCGCCUCCUCUUCCCCCGUCCACCCAUUCUCCUGGCCGCUCUUCCCCUUCGUCGUCGCACUCCGCUAGCUCACCUCCUCGUCCCCAUAUAAACCAUAUCCCUCUCCGGGCCCCGCGCAGCCGCCGGCGACAAGCGCGCAGGAGCAGCAGUUGUCGCGCCUCACUGAUGGCGACCGCCGUGGCGUCGCAGCCGUGCCACCUUCCCCUCAGCGCCGGCGGAGAUCCCAGGUGCGCGGCCAGCACUUCGAAUGUUCAUACUCUGGAGAAAGUAUAUGGUUUCAGAUUCAUAUGCAGAAGCAUUGUUGAUGUAAAGACUCACAAAUUCCACUCCCGCAUUUCAAAGAGGAAGUGCUACUUGAGGAACUCACUGUCGGAGUGUGACAGGACCAUCCACAGUGGUAGAUGGUUGGAGUUUCGGAGACACAAGGGAGUCUUCCAGAGAACUAGAAGGAUGGUUCACAUUAUUCCAUUGGCUUCUGAUGGUGAUGGCAACCAUAUAUCUGUUAAUGGAGCUCUGCAAGUUGGUUCUACAAGCAACAUUGAUGAAAUAAAGUUGAAAUUGAAUAAAGCAUUGCAGAGUGAAGAUAUCAGCAAUGGACUCGUCCAGUCGAUACAUGAUGCUGCAAGAUCUAUUGAGUUGGCUCUCAUAGAGCACAGCAAAUUGCCAAAGAGCUCUUGGUUUCCAAAGACAUGGCUAGGCGUUGAGAACAAUGCUUGGAUAAAAUCACUGUCUUACCAGGCUGCUGUAGACUCAUUGUUGAAAGCAGUUAUCGAUGUUUCAUCUCGUGGGAAUGACAGAGAUAGAGAUAUUAAUGUGUUUGUUCAAAGGAGUUUGUCCCGCCUGCUCACCCCCCUUGAGAGUGUUAUCAAGAAUGAAUUAUCUAAGAGGGAACCUGCAUUGUAUGAAUGGUAUUCAUCCGAUCAAAAUCCUUUGGUGGUGAGACAAUUUGUAAACAUUUUUGAAAAUGAUCCAAUGUUUUACUCUGCUACAGCAAUAUGCCUUGAAGGCGAGCCGAUGAAUACUAGUGAAAGUGAUCUUUCUCUGCUUAUGCUAGGUUUGAUCUGUCUUGCUGCAAUCACAAAGUUUGGAUCAGCAAAAGUUUCUUGUCAGCAAUUCUCUUCAAUGGUGCCUGAUAUUAUUGGUCGAUUCAUGGAUAUGCUUCUUGAGUUUGCCCCUCUAAGUAAAGCAUAUAACUUGGCGAAAGAUAUUGGUCUUCGGAGAGAAUUUUUGUAUAAUUUUGGUCCUCGUGCUGCUGUUCCUAAACUUGGCAAUGACCAUGGACUUGAAAUAUCAUUUUGGAUUGAACUGGUGCAGAAGCAAUUACUCUGGGCUCUUGAUCGUGAAAAGAUAUGGUCAAGACUGACAACAAGUGAAAGCAUUGAGGUUCUGGAAAAGGAUCUUGCAAUAUUUGGUUUUUUUGUUGCUUUGGGUAGAAGCACACAAGGAUAUUUGUCUUUCAAGGGUUUGACUGAUUUGGAUGAUUCACUGAAUGGUAUUGUAAGGUAUCUUAUCGGUGGGAGUGUACUAUAUUAUCCACAGCUGUCCUCGAUUAGUUCAUAUCAACUGUAUGUGGAGGUAGUCUGUGAAGAGCUCGAGUGGCUUCCUUUUUACAAUGAUGAUGUUUUAAGUGCAAAAACUGAUACUGAAGGUAGAGAAGAAGUGCCUAAAGGAGAAGUCAUAUCAAGAGUCCUAAAUGUGUGCUCUUACUGGAUGACUAGUUUUACAAAGUACAGCUCAUGGCUUGAGAACCCUUCAAAUGUGAAGGCUGCAAAGUUCCUUUCUAAGGGGUUUGUAAUUAUUUGGUCACGACAAUGCGUAUCUAUCUCUUGUUUGCAGAUAGGGAUUUGUUUUUGUUUUUCUAAAAAGCAGAUACGGAUUUGUGAGUACUGAUUAAUUUUCUACUGCAUGUUAAUAAUUGUAGACAUGUCAUGUUGAGUGACUGCAUGAAGGAGCUUGACAUAUCAAGAAAUAUGUCAAACGACAGUGGCUUCCUAGAACCUGAAGAAGAAUUGGAUACUGGAACAGAAUUAGCUUCCUUUGACAAGUCGCUUGAAAAUGUUGAAGAAGCUCUGGUUAAGUUAGAAAAUUUGCUUCAAGAAUUACAUGUUUCCAGUUCGCACUCUGGUAAGGAGGAUCUGAAGGCUGCAUGCUCUGAUCUUGAAAUGAUAAGAAGACUGAAGAAAGAAGCUGAGCUUCUUGAGGCAUCCUUUCUAGCAAAAGCAGAAUAUCUGGAGGCCGAUGCAAGUAGCGGAUCACUAUCUCCUGCAGAGGAAGGACCUGUAAAGACAAGUAGCAGGACGAACGAUACAUCAGCACCACAAAAAACAGGAAGCAGGGUGGAUAAUAAACGUCGCCCAUUUUGGGACUUCUUUGGUCGGUCUUUGAAAGUUGAUCCAGCUCUUGCAGAUCAGGAUCUGAUCACUGUCGCCAAUGUGGAGAAGGAAGGCAUGGAGUCAAAUGACAUCCUCCGCUUCGAACAGUUAAGACGUGAGCUGAUUGAGUUAGAAAAGAGAGUGCAGAAGAGUGCGGAUGAAGCUCAAAAGGAGGAGGAGAUGGUUGUCGCAGAAAAAACAACUGCACCAUCGCCUGGAUCAUCAGUUUCUUCUCGUCAGACUACCAAGAAAGAAAA
Molecule: messenger RNA, 2726 nt
Organism: Zea mays
Lineage: Eukaryota; Viridiplantae; Streptophyta; Magnoliopsida; Poales; Poaceae
Product: LETM1-like protein
Exons: 14
Coding region: 263-1987 (574 amino acids)
Biological process (GO): intracellular monoatomic cation homeostasis
Cellular component (GO): mitochondrial inner membrane
Source: RefSeq, a predicted model, not a curated record